Messenger RNA from Topomyia yanbarensis, 2042 nucleotides. RefSeq names its product coiled-coil domain-containing protein 93 (gene fidipidine). Lineage: Eukaryota; Metazoa; Arthropoda; Insecta; Diptera; Culicidae. The transcript has 7 exons. The coding region runs from base 116 to 1930 and encodes 604 amino acids. The record is from RefSeq and is a predicted model, not a curated record. Gene Ontology annotation, biological process: Golgi to plasma membrane transport.
GUCAAAAUCAGCUGUCCCUAUUUUGGAACAACUUGGUAGAUUUUAUCCGUAAUUACAGGUUUUAUUUAAAAAAAAUCUAUUUAUUAGCAUGUAACACAGCGUUUGAUUGACCAAUAUGAGCUCUAAAAACAUUUUCUCGAAGCUUCUGCCAAACAUAAAGCUUGCUACUCGUUUCGAUGCGGACGGAAAUGAAAUUCAAGUUGAACGUCGCGAAGAUGACGAGCAGAAGCACAAGGAACAAGAAAUUAUCGACAUACUGGUCGGUGCUGGAUACUAUCGAGCCCACAUUCAGGGCUUGUCGAUUUUUGACAAGAUUGUCGGCGGAAUGACAUGGUGCAUUGAGGCGUGUGAUUACGACGUAGAUGUUGAUUUGCUGUUUCACGAGAACCUGACCAUCGGACAAAAAAUUGCUCUUACAGAAAAAAUCGUAGUCGUGCUGCCCAAGAUGAAAUGCCCUUUCCAACUCGAGCCGCAUCAGAUACAGGGAUUGGAUUUUAUCAACAUUUUUCCUGUUGUGGAAUGGUUGGUCAAGCGGUCCGCUGAGAAUAGAAGCGAAAAGGCUGAGAGAUUGAAAAAAUUGGCUGUUUCGCAGUUUCAGAAUCACUUCGAACUUCAAUCGGAUCGAGAAGACAAACAAGUGCACAGUAGACAAUUGCACAAUUUGAAAACUGUGGAGGAUAGGUAUAUCCCUAAGCGGCAAUUCAAACGAAAGGAUAAAGGACCAGAUGAUGUCAUCAGUCGGGUGCGGAUUACAUUGAUGGAAUACGGAACCCGAGAUUUUUCCGUUAAAACUAAUGUUGAUAUUCCAGAGAUUGAAGGCUUGCAAGAAUCAGAUGUUUUCGAAAACGUGCUUCAAAACACCGAACAAGAGCUUGAUUUUGAUCAGUUAUUCCAAAAUUUAUCAGUUGCCAGAGAGCAGCAGAAUCUGAUUCCAAUACUAAGCGAUACGGAACGAGAGGCCCUCAAUCAACACUACGAAGAUCUCAAGCGAGAGAUGUCAAUCAAUACAAAUCAGUUAUCAGAGCAAAACAAAAUUAAAACGAUGCUGGCCACGAAACUGGCUUUAGAGAAGAAACUAGAUCGAAUUAGAAAUGAAGGUAAACAGCUACAAGCGACUGUCGACGAAGGAAGACAGGAUCUGGACCAUGUUCUCAGAGAAAAAGAAUUGCUCGAAGAAGAGAUUCAUAAUCUGGACAAUAUUGAAAUAAGUGAGGAGAAUCAGAAAAUUCUUACUCACGUACAUACAUUGAUAGCACAGAACGAAAAGAUGAAACAACAGGAGACCGAAUUUAAGGAAAAAUGUAAGCAAGAGUUGAUUGAGUUGCAAGAAAAGAUUAGGAAAGCUGAAACAGUAACUUCCGAUGAAGUAAUAACACAGUACGAAACACAAUUGAAAGGGGAACAGGAACGACUCAAAUCCUUACGACUGCAGCUAGCCAAGAAAAAUCGUGCUUAUGUGUCGAUAAAUCGACAACUGGACAACAUUCCCGACCGGACCGAACUAGCUCAGUAUCAGCGUCGUUUCAUGGAGUUGUACAAUCAAGUGAGCGCAAAGCACCGUGAAACAAAACAAUUCUACACUUUGUACAAUACACUGGAUGACACAAAGCUGUACCUGGAGAAGGAAAUGUCGUUGCUGAACUCAAUCUACGAAAACUAUGGCAGCGCGAUGCAAUCCUUUAGCUCCAGGGAACAGUUCAUCCAGCAGUUCGAAAAUAUCGUUGAAGGCAUUCGUACUAACAAGGCUAAGGUCAAAGCAAAGUGCGACGAUGAACGUGCCAAACGAGAUGGUCUAAAUGCCCAACUCCUAUGCCUGGUGGAACAACAACGGAAAUAUGCAGCUACUGUAAAACAAUUAACUAGCGAGUGUCAGCGCAACGAAAUCCUCUUGUUGAAACUCCAGCAGCUGCAAGAGUCUGUUAAUAAGUGAGCAGAUUAAAUUUCGUACUAAAACCGUUAAAAGUAUGUGGUCUAAUAUACGUUUAUUGUAGUAAUAAUUGCUACCUUAUGUAUCCGGGUUUUUCACUUCCCGGAGGUGCUGA